Lacerta agilis (Sand lizard) is the source of this 2716-nucleotide messenger RNA. RefSeq names its product LIM homeobox 1 (gene LHX1). The transcript has 6 exons. Bases 25 to 1245 code for a protein of 406 amino acids. Gene Ontology annotation, biological process: regulation of transcription by RNA polymerase II; neuron differentiation. Gene Ontology annotation, molecular function: DNA-binding transcription factor activity, RNA polymerase II-specific; RNA polymerase II transcription regulatory region sequence-specific DNA binding. NCBI's taxonomy places the organism in Eukaryota, Metazoa, Chordata, Lepidosauria, Squamata, Lacertidae. Gene Ontology annotation, cellular component: nucleus. The record is from RefSeq and is a predicted model, not a curated record.
GCCCGCCCCCCCUAACCAAAGACAAUGGUUCACUGUGCCGGUUGCAAAAGACCCAUCCUAGACCGCUUCCUCUUGAACGUUUUGGACCGCGCUUGGCACGUCAAAUGCGUUCAGUGCUGUGAAUGUAAAUGCAACCUGACCGAGAAGUGUUUCUCCAGGGAAGGGAAGCUUUAUUGUAAAAACGACUUUUUUAGGUGUUUUGGGACCAAGUGUGCUGGCUGCUCGCAGGGCAUCUCUCCCAGUGACCUGGUCAGGAGGGCAAGGAGCAAAGUCUUUCACCUGAGCUGUUUCACCUGCAUGAUGUGUAACAAACAGCUCUCCACCGGCGAGGAGCUUUAUAUCAUCGACGAGAACAAGUUUGUCUGCAAAGAAGAUUACCUGAGCAACAGCAGCACUGCCAAAGAGAACAGCUUGCACUCAGCCACCACCGGCAGCGACCCCAGCCUCUCCCCGGACUCCCAAGACCCCUGCCAAGACGAUGCCAAGGACUCGGAGAGCGCCAACGUGUCCGACAAGGAGGUGGGCAGCAACGAGAAUGACGACCAAAACCUGGGGGCCAAGCGGAGAGGGCCCCGCACCACCAUCAAGGCCAAGCAACUGGAGACCCUCAAAGCGGCUUUUGCUGCCACCCCUAAGCCCACCCGGCAUAUCCGUGAACAGCUGGCACAGGAGACCGGCCUCAACAUGCGAGUCAUCCAGGUUUGGUUCCAGAACCGGCGCUCCAAAGAAAGGCGCAUGAAGCAACUGAGCGCGCUGGGUGCCCGACGGCACGCGUUUUUCCGCAGCCCCCGCCGCAUGAGGCCGCUGGUAGACCGUCUGGAGCCUGGAGAGCUCAUCCCCAACGGGCCCUUCUCCUUUUACGGAGAUUACCAGAGCGAAUACUACGGACCUGGGAGCAACUACGAUUUCUUCCCCCAAGGACCGCCUUCCUCUCAAGCCCAGACGCCGGUGGAUCUCCCUUUUGUGCCAUCGUCCGGGUCGUCAGGAACGCCUCUCGGGGGGAUGGACCACCCCUUACCUGGACACCACCCUUCCAGCGAAGCUCAGCGUUUCACAGAUAUCAUGUCACACCCACCUGGGGACUCUCCGAGCCCAGAACCCAACCUCCCUGGCUCCUUGCACUCCAUGUCGGCGGAAGUUUUUGGGCCGAGUCCUCCGUUUUCCUCGAUAUCUGUCAACGGCGGUGCUAACUAUGGCAGCCACUUAUCACAUCCGCCCGAAAUGAACGAGGCUGCUGUAUGGUAGCUUUAAAUACCAAGACUAGGGGCUGAGAAAUCGAAGCCCAGGGAGAUUUUGGUAUAAACUGGAGGACAAUCUUCAUGAUACAGAAUCAACAGAAGAAAAGAAAAGACAAGGAAAAAAAUAUGAAGAAAGUAAAUCUCUUUUUGUACCAAGUGAAGAAGGAAAAAAAGACACUGGCGAAGUGGAUUUGUUUCGAUACUGCCAUGUAUUAUGGGAUGGCGAAUAGUGAGUGCCCGCAUUCACUAGACUAUAACUCUAGGGGGGGAAACAAGAUUCUCAGAGACUUUUCUCAUAGGAAAAGAAACCAAUAUUGAAUAAAGGCAAGGUCAACAAGAACAAGAAAAUAAAAAAAGCUUCAAGGAAUUCUAGUAUUUUUUAAAAUGAUGAUUCUUUUGGUAUUAUUGAUUUGUUUAAUUUUGCCUCCAAACAUUCAACAUGAGCCACAACAAUAGACUUUUAAAGCUUCAGAAAUGUCAGGUGGGGCAAAUGAAAUGUAGUUAAUUUUGUUGUUAUUUUUGGGAGGGUGGUGCUUUGAUGUUUCUUUUAUUUUUAUUGGCCAAAAUAGCAAAUAUUUAAAUAUAAGCCCUCCGAAUCAACUCUUCUACCUUCUCUGAGCGACACACACCAAUAAUCCUCAAAACCCAGAAGUCUUCUGCUAGACUUCUAAGUAAAAAAAAAACUGACUUGAAAAGCAACGAACGACAAAGUAUUCUACCUUCAGAAAAAUAAAAGCUAAACAAACAAAAAUAAAAAAAUAAAGACUCUAUGAAACUAGAAAGAAAGCAGUCAACUGUUUACGUCGAAUGUUAAAUUCAGGAGCGCAAUGUUUUACUUAAAAAAAUAAUCCUGUUUUAGAACCUCUUGUUCAAAAGCAAAGUAUUUUGAGCAAUCAACCAAAAUAGUUCAUUUUUCUUUCUUUUUCCUUUUUUUCUGUAGUUGUUAUAAGACAUUACAGGGCUUGUGUUUCACUGUGCUAGUUUGUAAAGGUGGCGUUUACAGCAGGCAAAGAAUAAAAACUUAUAAAAUCAAACAGUUGCCAAAUAAAACAAUUCUAUAGCACAAAAUACUCUUUGGGGGUGCUGUACCCACAGCCCGGGGGGAAAACGCAAAACAUUUUAAACAAAGUGUUACAAGGUUAAGAGGGGGGGAAAUUUAACAUCUUUGCUAAUGUUUAGUCCUGUUCAACAUUAAUGGAAUUGUUAAUAUGACUUAUAUAGACCCACACAGGUUUUAUUUUUGUGUCUUUAAAAGAAAAAAAGUCCAAAAUAUUUAAAUUUUAUGGUCAAAUAUGCAGUCAGCAGCUGCUACUUUUUUUCCUUUAUAUAUUAAAUUUCUCAUAUGUCUUUUAUUGUUCAAAUAAACCUAAGCUUGUGUGACCUCCAGUGCAUAUUAGACCAUUCACUGUAUGAAAGGGGGGGAAAGUUGGAUUAAAAAAUUUGUGAAUUUUUAAUAAAAUUAGAAAAUCUGAUGUUUA